AUGCAGAUCCCCACCAGCGGCAGUCCCAAGCCCAAGGAAUUCGACUCGAUCGAGUCAACCAUCGACGCGUUCCGCCGCGGCGAGUUCAUCGUGGUGCUCGACGACCAGAACCGCGAGAAUGAAGGCGACCUGAUCAUCGCGGCGGAAGAUCUCACGACGGAGAAAAUGGCAUUCAUGGUGCGGUACACCAGCGGGCUGAUCUGCGCGCCUCUCACGUCCCAGAUCGCGACCGAGCUCGAACUGCCGCAGAUGGUGGUGGACAACGCGGACCCGAACCGCACGGCGUACACGGUCUCGAUCGACGCGGACGACGCGUCCGUGUCGACGGGCAUCUCGGCGCACGACCGCGCGCUGACCUGCCGCACGCUCGCCAGCAAGAAAGCCACGGCCGCGAGCUUCCGCCGCCCCGGCCACGUCUUCCCUCUGCGAGCCCGCGACGGCGGCGUCCUCGAGCGUACCGGACACACCGAGGCCGCGGUCGAGUUCUGCCGUCUCGCUGGAAAGGCGCCCGUCGGUGUCAUCUGCGAGAUGAUUGAGGAUGGGGUCGUUGUCCCUGGUGAGACGGCCAUGCGUGAGCCCGGCAUGAUGAGGCGUGAUGCCUGUUUGGCGUUCGGCAAGAAAUGGGGUCUCAAGACUUGCACGAUUGAGGAUUUGGUCGAUUAUGUCGCCAAUGUCGAGGGGAAGAAGUUGGGUAAUGGUGCUAAUGGUCAUCAUUAG
Molecule: messenger RNA, 717 nt
Organism: Exophiala bonariae
Lineage: Eukaryota; Fungi; Ascomycota; Eurotiomycetes; Chaetothyriales; Herpotrichiellaceae
Gene: RIB3
Product: 3,4-dihydroxy 2-butanone 4-phosphate synthase
Exons: 1
Coding region: 1-717 (238 amino acids)
Biological process (GO): riboflavin biosynthetic process
Cellular component (GO): cytosol
Molecular function (GO): 3,4-dihydroxy-2-butanone-4-phosphate synthase activity
Source: RefSeq, a predicted model, not a curated record